Molecule: messenger RNA, 1979 nt
Organism: Diabrotica balteata
Lineage: Eukaryota; Metazoa; Arthropoda; Insecta; Coleoptera; Chrysomelidae
Source: the annotation of a GenBank genome assembly
UAGUCUUUUUUUGGAUAGUUUGAGGAGUACGUGAGAGUGAGUCGUAUCCGGUCAGCUAAGAAUGUGUCAAAUAGCGAAGUUUUUAAAUUGUUGUUAAUUAAGAAGUUAAUUUUUUAAUUAAGUUAAAGUGCGAAAUUUUCAAAAAUGGGCCAACAUGUAUCGAGAACAGAUUUUGAAUGGGUAUAUACCGAGGAACCUCAUGCUAGUCGCAGGAAGUUAAUCUUAGAAAAAUAUCCUCAGAUCAAGAAACUUUUUGGAUACGAUCCGAAUUUUAAAUGGGUCGUAACAAGCAUGGUACUUACACAAUUUGUAUUAUUGUACUUACUCAAAGAUAGGUCGUGGCCAGUGCUAAUUUUAGUAGCGUAUUGCUUAGGAGGUGUGAUCAAUCAUUCUUUAAUGUUGGCUAUACAUGAAAUUGCACACAAUUUGGCGUUUGGGCACGCACGACCGUUGCACAACAAAUUAUUUGGAUUUUUUGCCAAUUUGCCAAUAGGAUUACCGAUUACUAUAAGCUUUAAAAAAUACCACUUGGAGCACCACAGAUACCAAGGUGACGAUCAGAAAGAUACAGACAUCCCAACGUACAUAGAGGCCAAACUAUUUUGUACGACGUUUGGGAAAUUUAUUUGGGUGAUACUGCAACCGUUUUUCUACUCAUUUCGUCCGCUCGUAGUUUAUCCGAAGCCGCCCACGUUUUUAGAAUUCGUAAACCUCGUAAUUCAACUCGCCUUCGAUGCUCUUGUCGUUUAUUUUUUGGGAGGAAGAAUGUUGGGAUACCUCCUGCUGGGCUCCGUCAUGGCUAUGGGCCUCCAUCCGGUAGCGGGACACUUCAUCAGUGAACAUUACAUGUUCAAAAAGGGCUAUGAAACGUACAGUUACUAUGGUCCCUUGAACUGGAUAACAUUUAACGUGGGAUACCAUAACGAACACCACGAUUUUCCUGCCGUUCCUGGUUCAAGAUUACCAGAGGUAAAGAGGAUAGCACCGGAAUUCUACGACAACCUACCGCAGCACCACAGCUGGACGGCAGUUUUAUAUGACUUCGUGAUGGAUCCAGAUGUGGGACCUUACGCCAGAAUCAGGCGGAAAGCGAAAGGCUUAUCAUCGUAAUUUCCAUCGAGACACCAAAUUACCUAGUACAUUUUAUUGCUCGCUUCUUAUUUUCAUUGUUUACGACAAAAUGAGACGAGAGCAGUAAAAUCUUUUGCUUAUGUGUGGUUUAAAGUAGCAUUUAGUUGACUGUACAUAACCAGUGACGUACGUUUUUUUUUAAAUAUAUCUUAUUUAUAAUAUAAUACUUAUUUAAAAAAUAUUCUUUCUUCAACAUUGUGAUAUAUGUACAGUAAUUAUAUUUCGCCUGUAAAGAUUGUAAUUUCUAAAAAAGGUUAAAAAAUAACCUCAGAAUUCUUGUUUAUUUGUCUAUUCUUUUGCGUUCCCACACACAGCCAAUGUUGUAACUUCACAAUCGUUUGUUGUCAACCUGAGUUUUUAUUAUAAGGUUUUCUGAAGGUUAUUCACAUGUGCCUUGAAGUUUUUACCCACUUUUACAUAGUAGAUUGUGUAUUUUAAUAAAGUAUUUACCUUCUAAAACAUAAAAUAAACAAUUUUUUACCAAGUCAGACUUAAGGCUGAUUUAUAAACUUUACGUUGGCGUUGGCGCUGGCGUUCGCCGUUGACCUUGGCGCUGGCUAUCAUAUAUUGCAUUUAUAAACUUUCGGUUGGCGUUGGCGUUAAAGAUCACAUCUAAAUUUCUAACCUUACAUGUUUCAUUUGGUAUUAUUAAUUUUUGCUUGAAAAUUAAUACGAAGGAAAAUAAAAAUGCUCGGCCUUUGUUAGGUGCAGUGGCAGUGAUACUUUGUAUUCGAACAGUACUGAUGGCCUUUGAAAUAAAAGACAACGUCAAGAGACAAGAGGUAAUUUUAAUUAUUAUACAAAUAUGAAAAACUGGGAUACUCGGCAGUUUUUUAAAUAUACCAAGA